AUGUCGCGAAUCAACGGCGACGAGAUUGGCGAUGGCUUCCCCGAGGUGUAUGGAGGGGAGAAGCGCAUUGCCCCCCUGCGCCGCCUGUUCCCGUGGCUGGAGGAUAAGACGAGCCUGGCGACAGAGGAGGAGCUGCAGCCGUUCCUGGGGAAGGCGUCGCUGCUGGCAGCACUGGACUUCUAUGUGAGCCGCUACAGCGACGUGUUCGUGUCCGCCUCCCUGGGCAACAUGCACAACGUGAUGGCUGCACACCGUGCGUACUUUGGCGGUUUAAAGACGAUCAACUUCAACGGUACACUCCUGGCAACGCUGCUUGCGGCCCCUCCAAACACCCUCAACUGGAACGAGUUCGUUCGCGCCGUGCAGAUCGGGCAUCGGUCGCGAAUGGGCAAGAUCAAGCCGAGGCGUGCCGGGCAAUCCAUCUACACCUAUCCUGCUCCCGAUUGCUUGUGCCCUAUUGACGUACCACCGUCGCAGCCCGCGACUCGCACCGUAACAAGAUACAAGAAGGCAGCUGAGGGUCGUCGCCGACUGAGACUACUGACGACACUGCAGUCGCUCUACUCCUUCCUGCGAGUCCUCAUAGCAGCCUCGCUCAUGGCCCGGCCGCUCAUCACAGCACGCCUGCACGGCAGCACGGGUGGGGGGCCACAGGCGCUGCAGAUAGACGUGAAGGAGUCGCUAGCAGCAGCACUGGGAGCAGCUGCUGCUCUCACAGGGAAUCUAGCAUCCGGCACAUCUCGCGCGCGAGUGCUCAAGCUGUACGCCUCGCUCUCCCUCAUGGCCUGCGUUGCAGCGCUCUUGCCCCUCCUCACUGGCCCUCUUGUCUAUCCGGAGAAAUGGAUGACUGUGAGGAAGAAUGGUAGCAGCAACAGUGCGGAGGGAGCAGAUAAUCUGGAGCAGCUUUGGACUGCUGUAGCCACGGCCAGCAUUGCCAUUGACAUGGCAGGGUUGCUCGACGACUGCCCGUUGCCGGUCGGCGAAGUAUCGUCGUCCGUUCUAGCCGCGACGUGCCAAAGGAGAGAUCCUAUCUCCGACCAUUUCAAACCCGACGACGCGCAUGGAAGCGUUUCAGAGGCAUCGGAAACCGAGAAGGGCCUUCUGAUGCUCGUCACAGCAGAUUUCCCGGGCCUUCAGGUGUGCAAUUCCGAAGGUGUGUGGUCACCGGCGGAUCAGGGCGUGCCGCCGGGAAGCCUGCUACUGCUUGCCGGCCGUUGCCUUCAUCGCGCCACGGCCGGGCUCUGCCCCGCCUCCACCUACCGCGUGCUGCCGCCCGCCUCUGCGGGAGCCACCAGGUGA
Messenger RNA from Closterium sp. NIES-65, 1299 nucleotides. NCBI's taxonomy places the organism in Eukaryota, Viridiplantae, Streptophyta, Zygnematophyceae, Desmidiales, Closteriaceae. The record is from the annotation of a GenBank genome assembly.